CACAUUGCGUCGUACAGUAGUACAUUCCUAUUACUAAGUUGGUGACUUGGUCACUCAGUGACUAUACUUGGUGCUACAACAAUUCAAGCCGGCUUCUCCAAUACAACGUAAUCAGUGUGUCAUCUUCUGGGCUCAAGGUAUCGAAAGUUGAGCCUGCACUUGGAGGUUUUGUUGGGUUACCCAAGUCUCUUUAACUCAUUUUCAUCAUUAUAAUCAUUUUAAAAUCAUCACCAAGUGUUUUUUUUUUUUUUCGUGAAUGUUAUUGAAUAUUUUUCAUAUAAAGUGUGUUAAAGUGUCGAUAAAUGCUCUGUGAAUGAAACAAUAAUAAUUAAUGAAUGGAACAAUGAUUAAAAUAGUAAAUAAUUAAUGAAAAAAACUUACGUGUAGAUAAGUGGAUGUUAGCAUCAUUAUAUAGUGUUUAAAUGUAUCAAAGUUCCAUUGAAUUGUCCAGUUGUUGCUGUUAUGGUCACUCAAGUAAACAGAACACGGAAAACGUACAAACUGUGUAGUAAAACUUCUGAUUGUCAAUAAUAAAACAUAUAUGUGAGAAUGUCCGAGGGUUCUGAUCAAUUGUCAUCGCCUAGUAGUGAUUGCAACAGCCAAAUGAGUCACAGAAGCACUGGAUCACAUACUAGUGCUCAUAGCAUUAUGUCUGGAUUAUCAUUGAGUCUUCAUCAACAUCAACCUGGUGCUGAAGCUAGCUCCAGUCCACGUUAUAAUCAAGAACAAUCAAGUUGUGCUAAUACUGUUGAUGUCACAACAAGUAGUAUAAGUAAUGGUGGAAGUUUAUCCGCGGUUGGAAGUACCACACAUUUUACGCCGGAACAAAUUUCUUGCAUGUGUGAAGCUUUGUCUCAGAGUCAGGAUAUUGAAAAAUUAACCAGAUUCCUCUGGUCCUUGCCGCCGGGAGAAUUAUUUCGUGGUGGAGAAAGUGUGUUGAUGGCUCGUGCAGCAGUGGCAUUCCAUCGUGGAGCUUACCAUGAGCUUUAUUCAAUUCUUGAAAAUAACCAUUUUUCACCUCGACGUCAUCCAGAACUCCAACAAAUGUGGUUUAAAUCGCAUUACAGCGAGGCCGAAAAAAUCCGUGGUCGUGCCUUGGGUGCUGUUGAUAAGUAUCGUCUUAGAAAGAAAUAUCCUCUGCCAAAGACCAUUUGGGAUGGUGAAGAGACAGUUUAUUGUUUUAAAGAACGAUCGAGAAAUGCAUUAAAGGAGUGUUAUACAAGGAAUAGGUAUCCAACACCAGAUGAUAAAAAAAAUCUAGCUAAAAAGACAGGAUUAACACUUACUCAAGUGUCUAAUUGGUUUAAAAAUCGUCGUCAACGUGAUCGUACUCCACAAACUCGACCGGAGAUGCUGACGUUAACUUGUCAAAAUAAUAAUAACAGUAAUAAUAACGGGAAUAUCAACGGAGGUGGAAGUAAUACAGGAAACGGUACAGGUGGAGGUAAUCAUCAAUCUCUUCAAGGGUUGGAAUCAAGUAGUCCUAAUUUGGCGAUAUCACCGAUUUCAACAGUCGGUAUGUCUCCAAUCAGCGGUAUGAAUCCCUGUAGCCCUAUGGGCAUGGGCUCAAUGGGUCCACAUCAUCAUAGUUAUGCCACACCAGUAACUCCAUCAUCGGUACAUUCUGUUCAUUCUUCUGGCGGAUUAAGUCCAAUGAAUGAAGUUAAAUCACUUUGUUACGGAAGAAGUGUUUAUGAUACUAAUAAAGACUUGGAGCAAAGUUCAAUUUAUUACUCAGCUCAUUCAAGUAUGCACCAUCAAUAUUACCAACAAAGUCAUCAUCAGAUGUCCGGAAAUCAUCAUCAUCAUCACCACCAUCAUCAUCCACAUCAACAGGAUAUGUCCUCAAGCUAUGAACUUAUGCUUACACCUCCUCAACAUACUAUGUGACCGAUAGA
Molecule: messenger RNA, 1898 nt
Organism: Chelonus insularis
Lineage: Eukaryota; Metazoa; Arthropoda; Insecta; Hymenoptera; Braconidae
Gene: Six4
Product: homeobox protein SIX6-like
Biological process (GO): regulation of transcription by RNA polymerase II
Cellular component (GO): nucleus; transcription regulator complex
Molecular function (GO): DNA-binding transcription factor activity, RNA polymerase II-specific; RNA polymerase II cis-regulatory region sequence-specific DNA binding
Source: RefSeq, a predicted model, not a curated record